Molecule: messenger RNA, 1443 nt
Organism: Ceutorhynchus assimilis (cabbage seed weevil)
Lineage: Eukaryota; Metazoa; Arthropoda; Insecta; Coleoptera; Curculionidae
Source: the annotation of a GenBank genome assembly
AUGUCUAAUGACGACAAUAAGAUAAGGGCGGCUCCGAUCAACGAGAUACAAAAAGAUAUUUUGGUGGAGUUUAUGCAGCAACAUGAAGAUCUACAAAGCGCGAAGUUUACAAAAGAGUUUACUUUCAAAAAAGCCCAAUAUCUUUGGAACGAAAUCGCCCUAAAACUAAAUGCUGUUCCAGGAGGGGCCCAUAAAGAGUGGAAGAUGUGGCGUAAAACUUGGCAGGACUUGAAGAAAAAUGUCAAGUUAAAGGCUACAAAAGACAAAUUGUACCUACAUGGAACAGGAGGGGGGCCAGAAAAUGUCACCAUUCUGGACAAUACAGAGAACACUAUACUAGAAAUGAUUCCAAAGGUAUCAACAUUUGGAGAAGCAAGUGUCGCCAUUCCAAAUGCUUACUUUGAUUUUGGUGAGACUGAAGUAGUAGUUUUAGAUGAGGCUGUAAUGCAAAAUAAAGAAAAUACUGAUGUGGAAAACUGGGACAAAUCGAUACAGGAUCAACAUGAAAUGGAUCAUGGAUAUGCUUUGCAGCCUGAACCAACAACCAGUACAUCUUUAAAUAAAAAGUUUAAAGUAGUUACAAAAACUAGAAGGCUCGAACAUUCAUUAAAAAAUUGUCAGAAGUUGGUCAAAGUCGAGGAAGCAAAAAAAGACAUUGUGGAGAAUUAUUAUAAAGAAAAAAUCAGAAAAAUGGAAAAAUCUGCCACAUCGCGCAGACAUCCCGUAAAUUCAAAACAAAAAGAAAUAUUAGUAGAAUUCAUGAAACAACAUUCCGAUUUAAAGACCGGCAGGUUUACUUCCCAAUUUACAUUUAAAAAAGCUCAGCAACUUUGGGAGGAAAUAGCAGCUAAACUAAACAAAAUAUCAAAUGGCUCACAAAAAACUGGCGUCAAUGGAGAAAGUAAUUUUUUAAUGUUACUUGUUAUUUUUCAGACUUGGCAAGAUCUUAAAAAAAAUGCAAAAACUAAAGCAUCAAAAAACAAGAUGUAUGCAAGCCAGACAGGUGGGGGACCUCCAGUAGUUGAAGUCUUGAAGAAAGUUGAAAACGAAAUCUUGGACUUAAUGACGCCCAUUGCCAUCCAAGGACUUCCAUCUAUUAAAGAAUCUUCAACUCAUUUCAACUUUGACACAGACUUCUAUGACUUAAGUAGUUUUGAUAUAAAUAAUGAUGAGGAUAUACCUAAUCAAAACCCUAGAUUGGACACUAACAUAGGAGAUAUACAUAUGGAGCAAGAAAUACAGGAUCACAGUGUAGUUAACGAUAUACAGUUUGAUGAGGUCAUUAUUGAUCAAGAAAAUACAGUACACCCUAGUACUGGUACUGGCAACAAGACUGGCAAUGACCACUCAUAUUCUUUAGAGUUUCCCGGGCCAAAAGAAAAAGGAAUCAUCCCGAAGAAGCGACUCACUAAAACCAGAAGGAUUUCUGUUAGUAACAUAUAA